Molecule: messenger RNA, 885 nt
Organism: Guillardia theta CCMP2712
Lineage: Eukaryota; Cryptophyceae; Pyrenomonadales; Geminigeraceae
Exons: 2
Coding region: 1-885 (294 amino acids)
Biological process (GO): protein phosphorylation
Cellular component (GO): mediator complex; nucleus
Molecular function (GO): RNA polymerase II CTD heptapeptide repeat kinase activity; cyclin-dependent protein serine/threonine kinase activity; ATP binding
Source: RefSeq, a predicted model, not a curated record
AUGAGGCGUUCGAUAGAGGAUUCUUUCCACGUCCUGGGGAAGGUGAAUGAGGGAACCUUUGGGGUAGUGUACAAGGCGGUCAAGGCAGAGGACAAGGAGAAAUACGAGCGAUUCAAGCACAACGCAGCAGAGCUGAGCAAGAUGACCUUCCUUGCUAUCAAGAAGCCUAAGAACUCAAGAGAGGGAGAAGGCUUCAACAAGGAUGCGGUGAGGGAGAUCGCCCUGCUGAAGGAGCUUUCCCGCCACCAGAACAUCGUGACGCUGAGGGACGUGGUUCUUUGCCCUGAGGGGUCUGCAGCCACCAAGGGACUGUACCUGGUGUUCGAUUGGGCCGAGUUCGAACUCUGUGAGAUCCUGAAGAAUCACAGAGACAAAGGGAUGAAGCCGCCGGGGGAGAGGAUGGUGAAGUCGAUCAUGUGGCAGAUUCUGAAUGGGAUCAGCUACAUCCACCACAACUGGAUUAUCCACCGCGACCUGAAGCCCUCCAACAUCCUCAUCAUGGGCAAGGGACAGGAGUAUGGACGAGUGAAGAUCGCGGACUUCGGCAUGGCGAGACUGAUCCAGCAGCCCCUCAGGGCCCUGCACCUCGAUGGUGUAGUAGUGACAGUUUGGUACCGGGCUCCUGAGCUGCUGAUGGGGGCGAAGCAUUACUCGAAAGCGAUUGACAUGUGGGCUCUGGGGUGCAUCUUCUGCGAACUGAUGACAAACACGCCUGUGUUCCAAGGGAAGGAGGACAAGCAGCCGAAAGCUCUGCAGGAGGACCAGAUCCGUAAGAUAUUCCGCGUCAUUGGGAAACCCACAGCACAGGAUUGGCAACAGAUUACGGAAUUGCCGGAAUGGAACAAGAUAGCUGCUCUCAACAUUCCUGUACGUUGUCUCUUGUGA